Pochonia chlamydosporia 170 is the source of this 1107-nucleotide messenger RNA. RefSeq lists its product as hypothetical. The transcript has 5 exons. Bases 1 to 1107 code for a protein of 368 amino acids. Lineage: Eukaryota; Fungi; Ascomycota; Sordariomycetes; Hypocreales; Clavicipitaceae. The record is from RefSeq and is a predicted model, not a curated record.
AUGGGUCGAGAUUUUCCAGAAUCCGAGGAGGCGGCGUAUUGGAGGAGGGUGAACACGGCGGUUCCUUUAACCUUUGCGAUUCUGGCAACGAUUGCAUAUGCCCUGAGAGUCUAUGCGACCCUGGUUAUUGCACGAAGAGUGAGGGUGGAGGAUUUCUUCAUGGGAUGUGCCGUGCUUCUCAUGAUUGGGAAUACUGCCUCUGUACUGUUAAAAGCGUUCAACGGCAUCGGAGUUCCAGAUAAAGAUCUGCCACAUUACAGACAAGUCAACUUCAAACUGGGCUCCUGGCUCGUCAUCAAAUUCUGGUCUGCAUCCAUGAUAUUCGCCAAACUCGCCAUCAUCCUGUUUCUUCGUCGAGUAGUCGGUAUACAACGCCCAGCUCGCAUUGCACUUGACAUCCUUGCUGUUCUCGUCGUCAUCUGGGGCUCGUCCAAUUUCUUCUACACGAUAUGGUUCUGCAAGCCCGUUGCGUAUUAUUGGGACAGGACCAUCCAGGGCGGUUGGUGCGUUGACAACGAGCUGUACAUGAUUGAGAGUAAGAUCAUUGCGAGCACGGCGGUGGUGAUGGAUGUUAUUAUGCUGGCGAUACCUAUUCCUACGAUUUGGCAUUUACAGAUUCGACUGAGGCAGAAGAUUGGAAUCACUUUUAUUCUCUGCAUUGGUGUUGUUGUCUGUGUAUUCAGUCUGCUGCGAGCCGUGCAGUUCUCCCAGUUCAACACGGCCAAUUUGUCGACGUCGAGUAUUUUGGAAGGUCUCUGGACCGUGUUGGAGAACCACUUCACAGUCCUAUGUGGCUGUCUUCCCCAACUUGGCCCCCUAUUCAGAAAAACGGCCACAGAGAAGGACAUCAACAGCGGCAAAAGCAGCGGCUAUCUCGGUUCCUACGAUCCGUCCAAGAAUAUUCGGUCCUGGGGAUUUCAGAAGAUGAGCGCCAUUGAGACCUCUGUUAGUGGUGCACACGAUGUCAUCGAUCCGUCGAGGUAUAACAGCUCGAGGGAACGGCAGAACUCGUCCGAGAUUGAACUCAAGGGCAUUGAGGUCCAGACAACGAUUAAUCAAGAAGUCUCUAUUGGAACGAGAAGCGACGAUGAUUAUCACUUGCCUUAG